CUUUCUUCUGUCGCGGAGUUCUAUAAAUACCCAGUCUUCGUCUCGGCAGCGUUCUCCUGCAGCCUCGUCCAACUGAAGCGGCAAUGGAAGCUGGUCAAAGGGCGGCGGAACUCGCUGGCCCCCUCGAGCUUCUCCCUCCCGUCGAUUUCUGCUGUGCGUACGGAUCCUCCCUCCUCCCCAACAACACGGACAAGACCUCCAUGGUAGAUUACAUCUUGGGCGUUGCAGACCCUGUACAAUGGCACGCGGAAAAUUUGGAAAGGAACGGACACCAUUACUCUAAAUGGAUGGCGCGGCUCGGGCCGACGGCGGUCAACUGGGUUGCUGACAGAAUUGGCGUUGGCGUGCACUUCAACCCCUUUGUGGUGUGGAGGGAUAAGAAUAUCAAGUAUGGAGUCGUGCGGAUGCAUGAUUUGGCUAUGGAUGUGCUGACAUGGAAUAGGUUUUAUCUGAGCGGCCGUUUGCAGAAACCUGUUCAUUUUAUAGUUGAUAACUGGGGCAUACGAAAGGUCAACUUGCUUAAUUUGAAGGCAGCAACUUCUGCUUCACUCCUCCUUUUGCCAGCUAAAUUUAGUGAGGAAGAUCUAUAUGCUACAAUCUGUGGUCUCUCCUACAAGGGUGAUUUGAGAAUGCUUUUUGCAGAGGACAAGAAUAAGGUAAAGAAUAUAAUCCGUGGGAGUUUUACAUUAUUCCAAUCUAUGUAUAAGCCAAUACUAGAAGAGUAUGCAUCUGAAGGGCUACUCAAAAUUACUUUGGAGAGUCACCAUGAUAAAUUCGAGCAGGACUGCGGCUCAUCUGCGACGAACAAUCACCUAUGUUCUCUUCCCUGGGCCAUCCAAAGCCAAUUGAGCUUGAAGCAUAAGAUGAAUGCAGAAGGAAUUGUGAAACCCUGUAACAUCGUCGCUUCCAGAGAGUUAGCUGCUAGCCUUGUGACAAAUACUUUGAGACGUAUUGUGAUGAUGUCUAGCGGAAGGCAAGCGAUAUCUGGACUGAUUGCUACUGGAGGUGUUAAUGCUGCACGGUAUUUCUCAAGAAAAUUAUCGAAGGCAUGGAAAUCUAGAACAGCGUAGCGGUUCCAUUCAAUGAAGUUCUCUUCAGCAUGCCAUUUGUUUUUUCAUAUUUACAAAAGAUGGCAUUGACAAAGGAUUCCAAUAAAAGAUGCUGUUUUUUCUCAGAAAUUGAGAAUGAUUUAAGAAACCAACUUAAUUUAAGCCAAUAGACAAAUGUUUCUAGUAGGUGCAUCUUUACGUGGGUAAUGCAGAUUAUAUUUUAAGUC
Messenger RNA from Zingiber officinale, 1276 nucleotides. RefSeq names its product phosphatidate cytidylyltransferase, mitochondrial-like. The coding region runs from base 84 to 1070 and encodes 328 amino acids. Gene Ontology annotation, biological process: CDP-diacylglycerol biosynthetic process; cardiolipin biosynthetic process. Gene Ontology annotation, cellular component: mitochondrion. The transcript is spliced from 10 exons. Gene Ontology annotation, molecular function: phosphatidate cytidylyltransferase activity. Lineage: Eukaryota; Viridiplantae; Streptophyta; Magnoliopsida; Zingiberales; Zingiberaceae. The record is from RefSeq and is a predicted model, not a curated record.